This is a messenger RNA of Plasmodium malariae, 2772 nucleotides long. RefSeq names its product dynein intermediate chain, putative. The record is from RefSeq and is a predicted model, not a curated record. Gene Ontology annotation, biological process: outer dynein arm assembly; cilium movement. Gene Ontology annotation, molecular function: dynein heavy chain binding; dynein light chain binding. Gene Ontology annotation, cellular component: outer dynein arm. The transcript is spliced from 7 exons. Bases 1 to 2772 code for a protein of 923 amino acids. NCBI's taxonomy places the organism in Eukaryota, Apicomplexa, Aconoidasida, Haemosporida, Plasmodiidae.
AUGAAAUCAAAUACAUUAGAAAAAAAAAAAAAGAAAAAAGUGCAAGGAUUAAGUGAAGCACCAAAGGGGGCAGAAACGGAAAGCAAAGAAAACGAAAUAAGGAAAACAUCAAUUCAAAAUAAUGUAUGUGCUCAUAUUUUGUGCAACAAAAAUGAAACGUUUACAAGAUUUUUAUUUCCAAAAAAUCCAAGAGCCUUUAACAAUUUGAUCGAGUUUUCCUUUUCGAAUGAGCAAUUUGUACCAGUAGAUCACAUAGACCAUACAGUUUUUCAUUUGGACUUGAAAUCAUGUCUAAUUAGGAAGGACAGCGAUGAGGGGAAAAAACAAAUAGACAUAAUAAAAAAGAAAAUUGAGAAAGCAAAUCAUUUUACAUUCCUAAAUGGAAACGGUUACAGAUAUGCAUAUUGCAUAUAUCACAAGUCUAAAAAUUGCUUUGACUACGUUGACAGAUACACCCAGACAGUUCCGAAAUUAUUUAAGUACGCCGCUGUUUGUUCAUCAUGCAUCAACUGUACUCCUUUUCACAUAUCAGUUUGUCAGUCUAUAAUAUAUGACGCAUAUUUGCUCGAGUUCCAAAAGAUGUCCAAGGAGGACGAUAAAGCGGAUAAAGAAAAAUAUAAUAGCGAUAAAAAAGAAGACGAGGAAAAAUGUAAGAAAUGCAGCAGCAAUGUAGAUCUAUGUUUUAGCCCUGACUCAUGUACCGGUGGAGGAGAGGAUUCAGAUGCUGGCUCAAGCAACUACUCUGAUGAUGCAAAAAUUGCAACAGUUCUUUUUUCUUCUUCUAGUUCGAGUGAUAACAACUCGGAUGUAGUUAGCGAAGAUAAUGAUUAUAUAAACAAAGCAGCUUAUACCAAUGGGGAUGAAAAGGGGGAAGAAUAUGAGGACGAAGAUGAAUAUGAUGAAGAGGGGGACGAAUAUGAUGAGGAGGAUGAGUAUGAUGAGGAGGAUGCGUAUGAAGAGGAGGAUGCUUAUGAAGAGGAGGAUGCUUAUGAAGAGGAGGAUGAGUAUCAAGGGAAGGAGAGGUAUGAUGAAGGGGAAAUACAGGAUGAAGGAGACAGACAUGUUGAAGGGGGAAAUUAUAAUGACGGAGAUGAUGAUAAGCAUACUGGGGGAGAAGGUACCACCGAUGUUGAUGUAAAUAACAGCAGAAAAGAAAAUUUAAAAAGAGAAAACAAUGACAUAAUGAAAUCUUUGAAAAGUCGUGUUAAGGGUGUGAAAGAAAACGAGACCGUAAGAAAAAAAGACGAUGACUCCUUGCUUAAUGAAAAAAAAAAAAAAAAAAAAAAAAACAACUAUGAUAAUUACAGCUGUUAUAAUGGUACGAAUAAUGGGGUAGUUAAAAUAAAGAAGAGGAAGAAAAAAAAAAAGACAUCAAUUAGUGGAAAACAUGAACUAUAUUUUAUCAAUUACAAAGAUUUAAAAGAACAAAAACAUGAAGAGUUAAAAUUUAUUUAUCACGACAAUAAGGUAAAAAAGAACGAUACGAAAAUAAUACAAAAAAAAAGAUUCUUAAAAACAUUAAAAUUAAUGGAUAGAAUAUAUAAUAAAAAUAAUGAAGAAGAUAUUUACUUAUGUUAUAAAAAUAAAAAUAAUAAAAAUAUAUUAACAAAAUUAUGGGUAUUUUCUUUAAAUUCUUAUCAUUUAGUUGUUACUGAUAUUAAAUUUCAUCCUUUCUAUGAAGAUUUAUUUGCUAUAUCUUUUAAAAAUAAUGACCUAAAAAUGAACAUGGGUAUAUUGUGUUGUUUUACUUUUAAAAAUACUAAAAGUCCUGAACAUUUUUUAAAAACUAAUUUUCAUAUACAUUCGAUUGAAUGGUCAUCUGUGAAUUAUUCUAUAAUAAUUAUUGGCUUAUCUAAUGGAAAUAUAUGUAUAUAUGAUUUAAAAAAAAAAAAAAAAGACAGAUUGAUUUUUGAAAGUAAUUUUAGACAAAUAUAUAACAGGGAUAUAAUUUCCCAAAUAUUAUUUCAUCAGAAAAGCAAAAUAUUCUAUUCUGUUUCUUAUGAUGGAUGUGUUUUUAGUUGGAAGUAUAAUAAUAAAUUUACCGUAGGUGAAAAAUUAUUAACUUUAGAAAAAGACAUCACUGACUUUAGCGAUUCUUUAAAUAUUAUACAUACACAAUCAAUAACAUGUAUUGACUUCAAUCCUUUUAAAACUAAUCUAUUUCUAAUUGGAACAAAUAAGGGGAAAAUUUAUCUCUAUUCUAGUACCUACUCUGAUAAUUAUUUAAAUUUUUAUAACGAGCAUACCAUGUCUAUUAACUCUAUUUCGUAUAACAAAUUCAAAAAGGACAUCUUCAUUUCGUCAUCCUACGACUGGACCAUAAGGAUAUGGGAUCAAAAGAGAAAAAACUCUCUGCUCAUAUUCGACAUCAAGGAGGUACCUCCAGAAAACGCGCUCACAGUUGCACAGGCAUCUCGUUACGAGUGUUCCCCUGUUAUGAGAUGCGUAUAUGAUGUGAGCUGGUCCCCUUUUUUGUCUACCUGCUUCUUUGUCAUAAGUGCAAAUGCUCAUGGAAAUAUUCAUAUAUAUGAUCUAAGUAUUGACAUAAAUAAAGCAAUAAUUAGUGAAGCAAUAACAAAAAAAAAAAAGCUAAGAAAAUUAUGUGUUAAUAAAUUCAAAGAAGUCAUACUUAUAGGUGAAGAAAAUGGAAAUAUAUAUUCUUAUAAAAUAUCUUAUACAUUUAAUCAAAUGUAUAUGGACUAUUUGAAAGGAAAAAUUAGUAAGUCUUUUCAAAUUCAAAUAAUGAAUUCAUUCUUAAGUAAAGUCCAGUAA